This is a messenger RNA of Cephus cinctus (wheat stem sawfly), 4237 nucleotides long. It is a transcript of the gene Pax, whose product is annotated as leupaxin. The record is from RefSeq and is a predicted model, not a curated record. The transcript has 10 exons. NCBI's taxonomy places the organism in Eukaryota, Metazoa, Arthropoda, Insecta, Hymenoptera, Cephidae. The coding region runs from base 1097 to 2818 and encodes 573 amino acids.
GAAUGGUUGUUUUAACUAUCGCAGAUUUAAUGGAGACAUUUCAUUUUUUUGUUUAACGAACUUGAACAGGUUAUAUAUAACAUCUGGCUUUGACCGUCCACGUCAAUCAACGCUUUUCUCUGGACUAACUUUGUUUCAAGCUCGACAUUCUGUCCACUCGUUACUUAGAGUAACAAGGUUGUAAAGAUUGGCAGGUUAGAUAAUUUCCAUAAUCGAAAUAUCACAGUUUAUCAAUCCUUACUCCCCACGAGAUAAAUCCAGCAGUAUUAUAAAAAAAAAACCAUUAACCACAUACGCGACCCUUAAAAUCAACCACGGAAUCGCAUUGCAAAGUCGGUUUAAAUAAAAAUUCCAAGCACUUAGUAAAAUCAAUUAAACCAAUGGAGUAAAUGAAUAAUAAUAACAAUCCCCUAAGUUAUCAAUAAAAUAUUCUACAAAAAUUCUUUACAGCACAUUGCGAUAGAACAUUCCCUCAAUAAAAUUCAAACUCCUAAUCAAAAUUCUUCACCGGGUUGCAAUAUCUAAUUACAAGUGUUUCUAUAUACGUAAUCGCGACUUCUUGUCCGGCUGCGAGUAUAUUAAUAGACAAAAGAAGUCUACGCCGACUAGGAGUGCGCGACUACGACCGCGAGAACGACAACUAAGACUACGACGAGAACUGACAGUGGCGAGGGGGUUCCUGAAAUAAUCAUCCAUUCGUCUUUCUCUCAUUUUUAUUUUUCUCCAUUUUCUUCUUUCCUUCCUACCAUUCUCGGUACACGGGGCUCUCAACGGCAAUUUCCUCCAAUCUUACGACGAACGACACUAGCCGUUGCAUCUUCCCUCAACUCAUACGAAUGAUUCUCCAGAUUCGUUUAACGUUCUCUCAUCACCAGUUAUCCGUGCAUAAAUAUAAAUGAUAACAUAAAGUUAUCCUCAAUAGUCAGUUUAAGGAUCGCUCGAAAAGCAAACCGUAAGACAACAGUACAAGUGGUCGAACACGUGUUUUCAAAACUUGGCACAGAUAUUCCUGAAAUCGAUGCACCGAUCUGUAGUGCUAGAGUGAAGUGCAGUGAAGUGUACGCCGUAAGAGAGAAUAAAAUAAUUAUUUCGUAAAAUGGCAAUGGAUAGAACGAUGUAUGGCAAAGUCGAACCCGGAUCAACUUAUCAGCCUUAUCGUAUAACCAUUAAAAAUGGUUCACCACCUGGAUACGCGCUGCUUGCCGAUCUGCAGAAUACGGUUUCUCCGGAGGGAAAUCACGUUGGCAGCAAUGCAACACCCGGUUAUGGUUCUCUGAAUGGUACUCGGCAACACGCUACUGGAUACAGAGGCUACGAUAACCGGACGUCUCCUUUGCCAUCACAGUCGCCAACCUAUCAAAAUCGAGAAGCCAUGGAGGAGACCAUCACCAAGACUGGAACAAGUCCUUACGGUCAGACUGGACCUGGUGGAAAAAUGCCAUCCUUGAACAACAACCUCUCCGAGCUGGAUACUCUUCUGCAGGAUCUCAGCAAUGCGCACUACAACUCUCAUUACCAAGAUAGAGAACGAGCUUCCAUCGGUGCACUUAAUGGGGGUGCAACCAGUCCUAUGCUACGUUCACCAAGUAGUUUGUCGGCCUCAAGACCCACUGUUGAUUCUCUCCUAGAGGAACUGAGUACCGCAGUUCCGACCGGAGAUUACAACCCUGACGGAAGAGUUAAGGUAACCAUCCAGGAGACUUCAACGGAAGUACAACCUGUGUACGAAGGUUAUCCAUCCUCACAAACUGGAUCUCUUAAUAGAGGCUACGCGAACGGUCAUGCAGCUAGCAACGCCACCAAGGAGUUAGACGACCUUAUGGCUUCGCUGUCCGAGUUCAAGAUUAAUGGUAGUACCCAUCAACAUCAAACGGUGACUGACUCCCCGUACGCGAAGCCGAACAAGGCCACGAAGAGUUCACCCCAGCCCGAGACUCACACCAGGAUUCACAUAAGCGAAAGUCACACGACUCAUUAUUAUCAACCGCAGCAAGGAGAGAGUCAUCUCGCGCAGCCUGCGACUCAAGUCAAACAGAAUCAGUUGGAUUCUAUGCUAGGGAACCUGCAGGCAGACAUGAGCCGCCAAGGAGUUAACACUACGCAGAAGGGCUGCUGCAGCGCCUGUGAGAAACCAAUCGUCGGACAGGUUAUCACGGCUCUGGGUAAAACAUGGCAUCCCGAGCACUUUACCUGCACUCACUGCAACCAGGAACUUGGUACUCGCAACUUCUUCGAGCGCGAGGGUCAUCCUUACUGCGAGCCGGACUAUCAUAAUCUGUUCUCGCCACGCUGCGCAUACUGCAACGGUCCCAUUUUGGACAAAUGCGUCACUGCUCUGGAGAAGACCUGGCACACGGAGCACUUCUUCUGCGCUCAGUGCGGAAAGCAAUUCGGAGAGGAUGGCUUUCAUGAGCGCGACGGGAAGCCUUAUUGUCGCGAGGAUUACUUCGACAUGUUUGCUCCCAAGUGCGGUGGCUGCAAUCGCGCCAUUAUGGAAAAUUACAUCUCUGCCUUGAACAGCCAGUGGCACCCGGACUGCUUCGUUUGCAGGGACUGCAGACAGAAAUUCCAAGGAGGCUCCUUCUUUGAUCAUGAAGGACUGCCUUAUUGUGAGACACAUUAUCAUGCGAAGAGAGGAUCCUUAUGUGCAGGAUGUCAUAAGCCUAUUACCGGUCGCUGCAUCACGGCCAUGUUUCGUAAAUUCCAUCCGGAACACUUUGUUUGUGCCUUUUGUUUAAAACAAUUGAAUAAGGGCACUUUUAAGGAACAGAAUGACAAGCCUUACUGUCAUGGCUGCUUUGAUAAACUCUUCGGAUAAAGGACAUUUUAAUGGUACUCCAACAGUGCUAUAAAGAGAAACUGGUUGUUUCAAUGCCCAUUGAUAACAUUAAAGGAAGAAGAGGGCUUACGCGUAUCAUAAUUACUUUAUUAUUAUAGCAAGGGGAAUGUAGACCAUUGAAUUUUAUUGAAAAUUCACAAAGAAAUAUCAUUUGGAAAUGCUUCCGGAUGAUUUUGUGGGUCAAUUAAUUAGAAUUUCAGGAGUCAGUUUAAUAAAAAAUCUAAAAAAUGUAUAGGAUAUCCAGGGAAUCUUAGAGUGUACGGAUAACAAAGUAAUACCUUAAGAUAGGUUUUAACUUGACUAAAAGAAACAACAUAAAAUUUAUGUAUUAACAGUUUAUUCGAAAAAUGAGAAUCAACUGCUUGCCAGAGAAAAUUUUUUUUUUUAGUAAAGACAGGGAGCUUGUACCUUUUUGAUACUAAUUAAUUGACCGGUACUAAAUAGUUACUUUGAAAUUGUUGAUCCUGUCCUUUCUGUUUGUUAUAUUUGUCAGAUAUUUAUGCACAAUUAAAGGUAGAUCUACGCGGCUUAAUUAAUUAAAUAAUGAAUUAUUCCCCUUAUUUCAACUGUGUGCCCCGUGAAACUUAACGCUUGAAUUUUUCAUCGUGUCUCUUAAAUCAAUUUUGUACUUGCUUUUUUGGUUCUUUACCGUAAUGUUAAGCUAUUAUCAAGUAAUGGAGCGCUACUCUAAUUAGUUUCCCCCUUUUCUUUUGGUUAUAGCUCGGCAUACCAAUUAAUAAUUAGGUAAAGUAAUUAAUAAAAAAAGAAAUCCAUAUGAAAUAUGUUAACGCACUUUUAAAUAGUAGAGGAUAAUUCAUGCAAAUCGCAAUUUUCUACGAUUACUUGCCAUUUGAUAGAAUAUGACUUUCUUAAUGGUUAUUCAAAUAUCUUAAUGAUCAUACCGGGUUAAUAUUAAUGAAGAACUAAAUGAAUUUAUUUAGUUCAUUACUGAUUUAUUCAAACGAGUCCGUACACAGCUCCGUGAAAAACGACUAAUAAAUAUUGUAUUUACAAAAUUUACGAUACACGUAGAAUCUUAAGAAUACAAAAUUAUUUGUUGACGAAAAAAGGGAAAUAGAGUGAUUAUGGAAUAAUUAUAAAAAUCAAUAUACAAUAUUUUAAGGAACCUUAUCGAAAUGUAUCCAUCCGACUCUUUAGACGUACUGUACCCUUGCUUCAGGUAUCAGUAGAUAAAAAAAUUCAGAGGAACACAUGCCCUACCUUGUUCCUUACUUAUAGUCAUGCAAUCAGAUGCAACUACCUAUACUAACUUUUAAGUACACAUGAGUAUCGAUUGGACCUGAUUUGAUUUUUAAAGGAAUUUUUUGUAUUGUUUUUCAUUUAAUUUGCGAGGAGUUAAUAGAUGUAUUAAAUAAUAGAGGUAUAGUAGGUCCACGA